AAAUCUUACAUAGGAAUAUUAGAAUAUAAUUCAAAUUGUUACAAGUAUGACUUCAAAAGUUUUGUGCAAAAGUUUUAUGUGGGCAAGAAUGCGAGAGGAAGCGCAGUAUUGUGUAAGCGAGAAUGCGAGAGGAAGCAAGCCUCAAUGCGGAGCAAGAGCCGAUUCUCAACGGAUACUACUACACCUGAAUUCUUUCUCAAAAUCAUCUGGCCGCCGUGCUGGAAGAGAACAUGGAUCAACCAAGGGAAGGUCCAAGUUGACUUUCAAUUGAUCACCUCAUCAAACAACAUUGGCAACAACUUCACGAUGGUGGUGAGCAAGUACGAGAACCAGAAGAUGAGGCUAUUAGAUGGUGAAGCAGCCGUCGAGGAGUAUCAUCUUGGCGCGGUCACUAUCGGGGAUUGGAGGUAAUAAACUCACAAACAUGCCGAGGCAAGCGCCAUGAUGUCGACCUCAGAGGAGAUCUGGGCAACACGAAAUUUGGGACCUUCGAAGUCUUGGCAAAACGACGGUGGAGGCUUGACGAUCAAAUAAAGAUUUCGGCGCUAC
Linum trigynum is the source of this 549-nucleotide messenger RNA. Lineage: Eukaryota; Viridiplantae; Streptophyta; Magnoliopsida; Malpighiales; Linaceae. The record is from the annotation of a GenBank genome assembly.